UGCAUGUUAAAAAAAACAUUGACAAAUUUGGGCAUCCGUGGGUCCUCCUAUUUGAGUUUGGGCUCAACCCCUGAUGCAUUUAAAUUCUCAAGACUCACUCAGUUGUGAUCAGAUAAACCGUUCACCUGAUCUGACUCAACUUCUCUUAUAUUAAUAUCAACCUGUAUGUGCAAGAUGUUGAUGUUAGCAGUUUUCCUCUGUUUGCUGUCUAUGACAUCAGGAUCUGGUAAUGCAGGUGGUCUUGCCAAUAAAAUACUUGUGUUUCCACAUAAGACCGCUAACAGCUAUGUUACAAUUACUCCAGAAAAACCCCUGAGCCUCACAGCUUUCACUUUAUGCAUGCGUGUCUCCACAGAGCUGCAAGGAAAGAGAGAGGUUAUUCUCUUUGCUUACCGUACUAAUGAUGUUGAUGAGCUUAAUGUUUGGAUUGAAAGAGACGGAACCAUAAGUUUGCAUCUUAGUAGUUCUAGUGAGGUAGUGUGUUUUAACUUGCCGCCUCUUAACCUUCUGACACACCUGUGCUUCACCUGGAGCUCAUCGACCGGUCUCACUGCCGCUUGGAUGAAUGGACAACGCACUAUUUACCAGAGAUACAGAAAAGGUCACACCAUCCGUCCCGGUGGCACGGUGUUGCUCGGUCAAGAUCCUGAAUCAUUUCUGGGUGAUUUUGGUGCAGAGCAGAGCUUUGUAGGUGAAAUUACAGAUGUGAACUUGUGGGAUGAGGUUCUCACUGCGAAUGAGAUCAAGGGAUUAUAUUCACACAGCACCGUAAAAGUGCCAAAUGUUAUUAAUUGGGUCACAGCUGAAUUUGUCAAAUAUGGCAUUGUGGUAGAGAUACAGGAUGAUUUUUAAUUCAAAACUCAGAUGUCUUUCAAUGUAUAUGAUGAACAGACUUAAAACAGAUCAAGAGUCAAAUGAAUUAACUAAUA
Messenger RNA from Misgurnus anguillicaudatus (oriental weatherfish), 929 nucleotides. NCBI's taxonomy places the organism in Eukaryota, Metazoa, Chordata, Actinopteri, Cypriniformes, Cobitidae. The record is from RefSeq and is a predicted model, not a curated record.